CGGUUGUCUCUGUACAGGAAUUUGGCAAGGAACAAUAUCGCCUAUCUUGAGAAAGGCCUGUUUAACGAUUUAAAAGAUUUGGAAGUUUUGUAAGUAGAAAAAAGGAAACAACGGAUCAUGAUAAAGAGCCCUGUCGUAUUAACAAAUUGGCAGGCCUUGCUAAUGCAAAGGAGGUUCUUGAAUCCGAAGACCUUACUUCCUUUGUCGAUGCGCGGGCGCGUGGGGUGUGUUUUCAUGGUGGCCAUUUGAAUUUUGCCGCCAGCAGGCAAUCGGAUACUCCAAAAAUUCUGACUGCUCUAGACCCGCUAACAAUCUCAUUUCCAGACCCUACCCCAUCUGACAGCAAACUUUGAAAAUGGCCGCCAAGUAAAACCCACUCUGCGCAUCGACAAAGAACGUCAUGUGAGAGCCCUCUGUAGCUACGUAAGUUCUUAAAAAGCACGGCUGGAUAGUCAACUUCCCUCCCAGAUCGCCUUGAUUACCCUCACCAUGAUAGGGAGCCCUCCCACAUUUCAAGGGACAAGCCUUGCGGACGAAGUUGUUGUGUGCCCUGGAGGUUUUCCCUCAUAUAAUCUAGAAAUCUAGGUAUGUGCACCUACAAAGCGAACAAGUGGUUUUUGAACCCUCAGUUGUCUGAAUGUUGGUAAAGAUUUUAACCUUUCGAGUCUGAAGUAUGGGAAGCUAGAAAGUUUGAGAAAGAUUUGUUUUUGUUUUGUUUUUUGUUUGUUUGUUUUUCAUUUUCUCUCGAGAACAUUGGUUUAGAAAAUGAAAUGGAAUAGGGAAAAUCGCAUAAAUGGGAUCUGAAAUAGUGGUAGGGCGUCAAAACAAGAGCCAGACCCCCCCCCCCCCCCCAUGAACUUUCCAGGAGUAUCACCAGGGAUGGUCAGCUUUUAGGUUGUUUAUUUGCGAUUUCUAAUUUUUAUUUUGUCAAGGGAUUUGUCAGGAAACGAAAUCAGCUUUAUCACAGAAGGAAUUUUGAACGGAUUGCCAAAGCUGUCAACGCUGUAAGAUGACAAUGUUCUUUACUAUAUAUAAGGUAGACGAUUCCGAGAACUGUCAGCUCGCCCGCCUGCAUCUAUUCUUAUUUCCAUGUUUUCAGGUACUUACAUGAAAACAAGAUUUCAAGUCUUGAAAGCGGGAGUUUCCGAGACCUGCCAGGAUUGAAACAUCUGUAAGUAUGACGUAAAAGAAUAAACUUCUCUUGGAGAGAGAAUGAAAAAAAAAAAAAAGAAACAAACAAUCGAACAAAGCCAUUUUCUCUAUUUUUCUUACGAGACUAUAUCUGCACCAAACUCAAAAGCUGGUUGUUAGAAGAGUAACCUCUCUUUGAUUGAAUUGAGUUUGAUGAAUAAUGAAAAGCGGAUUUACGACAGACUGACUGGGCGACGGCUUUUACUCAGACUCCUCUCGCGCUUCCUGUCCGUAGUGAUCUCAAUUUAAAAAGACAAACUGCACAAAGAAACACUGCCAAGGCUCAAGGGGUAAUUUAUUGAUACUACGUGUCAAUUCGCUCUUUGGCUCAGUAAAGUGCGCUGCGGACUGAUUUAGUUUUGGAUCGCGAAUGUUCUCAUUGUAAGAUCUGAGAACUCUAACAGCUUUACUUCUAAGCGUAAAUGCCCAAACAGAAACACCGUGCCUGCCAUUUUCGCAAACUAUGAAAAAGGGUUUUUUAACGUCUAACUGAAAAACAAUGCGUGAUAUCACACAUCUCAGGACAACAGUGUCUAUGCCCCGCCAUGUAAGAUCGUCCCCUUUAUGUAUUUACUUGGGGUCUCGCUAGAUUCAAAUACCAUAUUCAAUCCCUGUUUUGGCCACACUUAUCCGACAAGUCAAAUAUCUUUUGAGAAGACAAAUAGAAUUGCCCAUGCGCAACUCGUUAGAGUGAUGUGACAAUGUGACAGCAAAUGUGACAGAUGCCUAACAUUUGUAACCAGGCGUUCUGCUCUACUUUUCCAGAUGGUUGUUCAUCAACAGAAUUUGGGAUCUUCCUUACGAUGUCUUCCACGGACUAGCGCAGCUGAAAGUCUUGUGCGUAUCUCAUAAGUAGCCUAUAUGGUUGUUGUUUUGUCUUUUGACGUCAUUCUACCUUAUAACGAAAAGGGAACACAAGUACUUAAGCCCACGAUGCACCACAUAGUAUUAUGUUCUUAUAAUUAAUAAACCUAAAGAAAGAAAGUUAGAGAGCAACUAUGUUGCGGACAUUUCUUCACCCUAGGUCUUGCCAACAAGGCCGACAAUUGAUGUGACUCUAUUUUCAUAUUCUUAAUAUAUUCUAGAGAGCAUAAUCAAGAGUCUGAGAAUGUUUCCGUCUAUUUUAUUGCAUGAGAGGCAGUCGCACAUUGAAGGUCAGAUUCUGCAGUACAUGAAGCCAGAGGUUUUUUACUGGCGGACAGUUAUGUUAAGUCUGUUAUCUGUAGAUUUCAAGGGAAAAAAAUCAUAAAAGACUAACUCUUACACACGUUCUUACAAAAUUAUUCCUGCCAUUUAGGUCGCUUAGCAUGAACAAGCUAACCCAGCUGAAAGACCAUCUGCUGAGGGACACAAACAACUUGGAGUACAUGUAAGAAAGUUUUAUGACCAAAAACCUGAAACGCCAGCGUCCUCUAAAAAAUGCACCCUUGUUUUUGAAAUAAACAAUCAAUGCCGCUAAGCCCAGUUAGCUCAAUUGGAUUGGCACCCGGUCUGCUGCCCGGGAGACCGCUGGUUCGAACCCCGGCCAGACUCUGAGAUAAGGAGGGGGGCCCGGUCUCCAAAAAAAUUUUUUGGCCCUUCGAGCCUCAGUUUGGUCUAAACAUAAGGGGGAACCGGAAGGCGGGCUCCUUCUCUGGACUUGCCACUGAACAAUCUGGCAAAUUUCUAUAAUCAGUGUUGUAAAUUCUCCCUAAAAAGCCCUGAGGGGAGUGGAUAAUACGGUACAUGUGAUUACAAACGGCACACCUACCAGGGCGUUAUAAAGGACCAAACAAAACAGUUGCUCCUAAACGAAAGAUUCAGAAUACCAUCAUCUGUUGGCCACAUCUAUCCCACUCAUGUUGCACCAUGUGUUAGUGUUUUAUAAACCAAUAUUCAUUUCUAUCUUUCCUCAUUUGCAGGUUUCUCCAGCACAACGAAAUCAAAUUGAUUCCUGACUAUUUCUUCAGAAAUGCGACGAGACUGAAACAUGUGUUAGAAACAUAUUUUUAUAUUGAUAAGUAUUUUUUUCUCCAUUACAUUUUUAUUUAAUUCUAUUUAUCUCUUAGAAGCACUUUUGCUGAAUGUUUGUCGUAUGAAUUUCUGGACUGGUUAUAGCCUUUUUUGCUUAUAGAUUCCUAAACAACAAUAACCUUUCCAUGAUUGGACCAGAAACCUUCAAGGGCGCCUCAAGUCUAGAAACGCUGUAAGAAAAUGAACUAUCAUUAUCUAGCUCUCCCUCAGAAAUAUUGAAUCAGCAGAAGAUAUCCAGAGAAAUAUUGCCAGACUACCGUAACUGCGUUCUUGCCUUGCCUUUGGACAAACUUGCUUAAGAAUGUUAAGGUGAUGUUACACGGGACGAUUGGCAGCGACGAUUUUGAGUGCACAUUUCUUUAACCGAGCCUAAAAAAUUACCAUCUUUCAUUCUUUCAUCACACAGUGCGACAUCGACAUUGCUGAUCCUAGCAGUAUGCAGGACGCGUGUCAAAUAUGAACCUAAUACAUCGCCUCGCUCUCCAUGAGUUCUCCGUAAUCUUCCGUAGCUCAAGUGGAUAGAGCGCCCUCCCGAUCUUUGGGACGUUAUAGGUUCGAAUCUUGUCGGGGACUCAGAUUGUUUCUUUGUCGCACGCUCGUGGCAAGCUGAUCAUUUUAUUUUAACAUAGCGUUACAAUGUUGGAACAAAGUUGGAACUGUUCGAAACAUUGUCGCAACAAUGUUGCCAAGCUUUGUUGCGCUAAAAAUCGUCGUUUCGAAUCGUCUCGCGUAGCAUCACCUUUAAGCAGUAGUUAAGUUAAGAACGUUACGUUGGUGUCCUGACAGCGUAGGGAAAAAAUGUUCAUAUAGCUCUGACUGACGCCGGAAAAGGGAGAAUAGGAGAAGGAAAAGGAAAAGGCAGGGGAAUCCCCAUCUCUUUCCACAGUUUCCCCCUGGGGGGACUCCCACAUUAAAGUGGGGUUGCCCUUCGUCUCGCUUUGGAGUGCACUGUAGAUUGAAGAUUUUGGUCUCAGUGAGGGCCAUUCAGGUAUAGCUUAGUAGUUUGCAUAGAGAAAUUUAAAUAAAUGCCCUGACACUGACCAGACAAAAAUCUCCCUUAGGGAUCAGUUUAAGCUUGAGUCACACCCACAUUGGUCUCCCUUAGGGGUUUGACGGGGACCGUUGGGACCUUAAGAUACAUCGUUUCUGCCUACGAUUACUGCUAGGCCAACAUGUUUGCCAUACAUGCAGCUAUAUAGAAGGCAACCAUGAUUUGCCUGAUGUGGUAAUGCCAUCAUUGCCUAACCGUUUCUAUUUGUGAGAGGCAAUCUACACCUAUUUACGGCUAUACGGAUACGGGUAUAUAAUUUUCCCAUACCUGUUCAUAGACACAGUGUAUUUGAAGGUCUCUUUAUAUAGGACUGUUGACGUCUGGUGAGCUGCUCGAAAUUAAUACUAAGAGAAAAUCUCCUUGAUAUACAUGUGAUAAAUCCGGUCAACAUAACCUAACUUCAAAUAUUCCUACAAGCUAAAAAUAGACGAAUAUAAACUACUUAAACCAGAGCACCAAGGAUAGACAACCCCACUCUCAUCCGUACAUGGGCUUAAUUUAUUAUCAAGAGUAGCAUCUCCUACCACCCCUCCCCCUCUCGGUGAGAGUAUCGUUAGCUUUACUUCCAAUUAGAUAAAUGUGCGGUUUGUUUAAGGCAGACUUAAUACAAGCAGAUUAACUUAUAUUCUAUCCCGGCCUUCUCUCCCCAAGAGUUCUUUCCAACAAUUUUGAACUGGCAGAUAUGCAGAGUGAUACAUUUGCCUACAAUGAGUUCGGAAACCUGUCCUUUAUGUAAGUAAUCCUUUUGCUUAGGGAUAGAAGUUAACUGGUUUGAUAAAACAGUUUGUCCGUUUUUCACGGUGAGCAGAUUGCCGUUCUAUCAGUUGAACAAUCACUGUCACUGUCCUUUACUAGUUAACAACUACUGUAGAAUCAGACGUUUCUUAAUUGUUAGUUUAGCGUCUUUGAAAAUCACUCGCUCAUUAAUCACUUUAUUCGUCAAAAAGAGAGGAGGCUUUAUCCUCUCUUGCUGUAGCCUGUUCCAGGCUCUCACUGAGAUAGUAGGGAUGACGCGUAAGUGAAUGGCACUUGAAAAUAUGAGUCCGUGAUCUAGAAAAUGGGGGCUGCGACUCUUGCUGUCAGUCAGUUAGUUGGUUACUCUGUCACUUAGCCAGGUAGGUUCUUUGUCAUCCCGCCAGUCACAGAGUACGUCAGUCGGUCCGUCUGUCACUUUCAGCUAGCCCGUUGGUCCAUCAGCACAUCGUUAGUUUAUCAGUGGUUCGUCGUUAGUCAGCAACAAAGCCUUCAUUUGGCACGACUGUACUUAAGUCAGUAGUAGUUUAGUCGAACCCUCAGCACCAACAGUGAUGAUCAAUCAAUCAAUCAAUCUGGCAACCGGAAAAAUUAAUGUAUUAAGACAAUUUCUUUGCUUCUUCCAUUUCCACCAUUUUCUUUACCUCAUCAUUUAAUUUUUAGGCAAAUUGUCAACCCCUCAUCUAAGCGGAAGAGGACGCCUUGAGCUGCAAAUCUAUUUCAACAUUGUCCUGAAAGGAUGUUUGUUUCUGUUUUCCAUCAACAAUCAUAUUUUUCACGUUUGAAGAAGCCCGACUAAGUGUUCAAUUAACUUGAGCGAUCUAUUGCAACAAACUAAUGAGAGUCUGAUUCCCCGCUCAGAUUGUCAUGGCAUGUACUCCAUUUUACGCCCUAGUUUCAAUUUCCUUUUUCUUAUCUUUCAGCUAUAUUUUGCAGACAGCUCUUGUAAGAAUCAGGGUGAACAGUUUCAAGCGACACAGGAAAGUGGGAGUGGUUAUGUAAGUUACAACGUUUUUCAACAGAAAUGAAAUGUGUUCGUUGCAAAUUGCUCGGACCUAAAGACAUAAAAAAAGGUAAAAAGUGAAAGAUACCGACAUUUGUGCUUUAGUUUUUUACUCUAACUUUAAACAUUCAUCAUAAACAUCGUUUGUAAUUCUGAACCUUGCGGUUAUCUCGGCAGUGCUCCCACCGAUAGCAUAUUCCUAUUCGAGAUUCCUGGAGACAAUCGUCUACGGGAAGGACUGGCACGCAGUGGAUUCACAUGUAACGGUACUUCAUGUACCCCCUGCCCAUUUGGAACAUACCAAAAGAGGCUUCACAAUGGGUCUCAUUCCUGCAUCGAGUGUCCAGCAGGUAACAACAGGAAGAACAGUUAAAAAAUAAGUCGAGAAAACUGUUGUAAUCUGUAAUUUUGAAUUAGUUUUAACAGAGUCUUAAUAAAAACAUUCUUCUGUUUUUCCUCAUCAAACUUCUACAUAAGAACGAAGAACAAGAACCAAAACUAAAAUUCAGUUAGGAGGUAAAAAAGCGACAAGGUUUUUUUUACACUUGUUUGGAGUUCUCCCUAAACGAUACUUGUGUAAUCGCACAAAAAGCCUCUUUUUGUUGUAAAAUGGCCCGCUUUCUCUUUGCUUUUGCCUACAAUUAACCCAACUAUACUGCAAACAAGAGAUGUAUCCUUUUAAGAUCAAACAACUAUAUCCAGCAAACAAAGGAGUGAUCAGUGCGACAGUAUUUUCUGUGUAUAUUGCCAAGGUAUAUCCCUGGCUUUAUAGAUAUCGCCUCCAUGCGUUAUAAUAUGUCUUUAUAUGUCUGGUAAUAUCCUUGAGCUUUUCUCGCAGGGGGAUUCUACCAGAAUACUGUUGGCCAUUCCGGAACUUUGGCGGGACAGACGGGAUGCCUGCCUUGUCCUAAGGGUACCUUUGUAGAGCUUGACAAGUUCCCUGGAAAGCAUCAGUACGCUUGCCGCGUGUGCCCUGGAGGUGUGUUAUCUGAUAUACAUGUUUAUGAAACUGUACAAACGUUCAUUGUCACUCGAUGACACGUUAUGGUGUGCUUAUGGUGAGUUUAGCUCGGAAAACAGUUAAAGCAGCAAACACAAUAAAUUUUGGGUUUGAUUUUAAUACGUGAAAGGCAAACAAUCAACACCGAUUUGGUAACAGGCCGUUAAUACGUCAGCAAAAACGGUUUAAGCGGGAUUUUGAAGGCAUAGCCAUGGUAGAAGGUGAUUACAUUCAAAUAUUGAUAAAACAAAAUGUUGGAUCGUAUUUAAACCAUUUGAAUGGUCAAUUUAAAAUUUGUGUAGGAGACGCUUGCUUGCAUUAAUCUGCAGAAUUAGUUUAAACAGCAGCAAGACUCCCUCGUUCGAAUUGUUUGUUCAAAAUUCAUGGAACAAACACAUGCGUAAAUCAGCUAAAGAAUUAAUGCAAACGACAGCCAGGCAGCCAGCUUUUUGUUCCGAUUUCCCAAAAUGACAUUCUGAAAAAUGUGAGUGAGAUACCGUAUACAAAACUGUUUGUUUUUUCAACGGGAAAAAACGUUGAAACCGGUCUGAGUUUAAAACAAAGUUGCCUUUACACAGGAUCUAAGACCGACGAGUGGGCAAGUUACCGGGGCUGCUUCUGUAUUGACACGUUCUACCGACGAGGCCGAUUUACAAAGUGUGAGGCGUGUCCCAAGGGCGUCCGCGGCUAUCUCUGCAAUGAGACCAUUUUGGUCAAAGAAGGCUACUGGUGGAGUUUCAGAGAUUAUAAUGAGAGCUGGGAAUAUCAACGAUUUGUUGACGCUUUAAUGACCCCUGAUGAAAAGUUUAACCACGCAGAUGUGAACUUUACGGGCAUAUUUCCCAAGCCCUAUCCGUGCCCUAAGGCAGCUUCAUGUUUAGGACUCCUCAACUCCGUCCGAAAACCUUGCAAGAAAGGCUACGGAGGACCUCUCUGCGAGGUAAGAAUUAGUUAAAAUAUAUGCAUUUUUUCGAGGCUCAAGCGCAUCUCUAGACUUGGAACGAGGGGUAUGCGCUGUAACACUAAAUGUUUGCACAAGCCAAUAGUCUAUACAGAAUCAGAUACGGAUGCAGAUGCAUUAGAACCUUCAUGUGCGACCACCUUUAGUAAGCGACCACUUCACGUAACUUAGCGGACAGCCAUUAAAAAACGGUUGAACUCUCAUUGAGGACCACCUAUUGUACGCAACCAUCUUUUAAGUACCUCAAGUUGGAUGGAGAACAGUCUCUUGAUGAUUUUUUAAUGCUUUCAGUCUCCUGAAAGCAGUCUCGUGAUGCUUUUGUCAAUUCCCUUGUGUUCGCCAAGUUUCUUAAGUGGCAGAUUGUACAAAUAGUGUGUAACAGUGAUAUAAAUGCGAUGUGAAUUUUAAGCCUGGUGAACCUAUAGGAUUGAUGAUUGUUCAGUCUUUGAUAAAGGGAGCUCGUAGGAAAUAUCCGUGUUGCCCAACAGGAGUCGAACCUAUGACCCUUAGAAUACUAGUACAGAUGCUCUACCACUCAGCUACAGGACACUCGAGGGAGCUAAGGCUAAUUGAGCUACGUUCAUGCGACAAACAUCCUGCAUACUUUUAGUGCUGACUUGGAUGUUGACAGGUGUAUAUACACAAUUAGUAAAAUCCAACUAGUGGUCUAUUAUCAAUGCUGCGUUCUGAUUGGUUGAGCUACUAUUAGGCUAUAUGUUAUAGCCCACUAAAAGCGAAAAGUGCUGGAUUCUUGGCGGCAAAAAAAAUUAAAGUUUUGCUUUAAGUUGUUUUGUCUCGAUAUUUUUCACCAACUAGUUGGAUUUUACUAAAACAAUUAUUCCUCUUGCCCUCAUGGCCUCUGAGUCAAUAGCCCCUUCGGCCUUCGGCCUCAUGGGCUAUUGACUCAGAGCCCAGGGGGCUCGAGCAAUAACUGUUAAUGAUAAUUAUUUCAAACGUUGUGGAGAAUACAGUUUAAUGUGUUAUUUUCAGCCCCAACGAAACUUUUUCUUUCAAUUCAGGUGUGCGUCAAAGGAUAUUACAAGUCCAUGUCACGAUGCACAAAGUGCCCUACUUUACCCUGGUUGAUAACACAGAUGGUGUUCAUUGUCUGCGUUAUUUUCCUUCUGAUCUAUAUUCUUUUCCGUGACGAGAGCAAGACCAAGGGCAAAGGACGUACGUUGUCUGACGUAGUGCUGGCGCGCUUAAAAAUUGUCGUUGGUUUUUACCAGGUAUAUUUUAAUUUCUUAUCCUUCAGUUUAAAAUUUUUUUUUUCUUUAAGCUUAACUGGGAUUUUUAUUCACCCAAACAUCCAAACAUUUGCGCGGCCGGAGUGUCCGAGAUUGUUCAUUUUAUCUCUUUCCCUUCUAGACCAAGUUAUUGCGAGAUUAUCUGUCCCUUUAACUCUUAAAUCUGUGACGAGUAUCCUAUGAUCGGUUACAAUUGAAAUGAGACCUCUUUGACUGAAUGUUUGCAUGGUACUAUUUAUUUCACAGCAUUUUACAAAACGAUACCUUGGAUUUUUAAUCGAUAUUUUUUGCAUUGGCCAGUAUUAGGAGUGAAUGAGUCCAAAGGUUCAGUAUGUGCGACUAAUCACCUCGAUCCCCUAAUUGGUACGUUUAUUGUAUGUUUACACUGAAAAGCUCAUUCAAGUGACUAGUGUGGAGUGGUGGAGGUAUUUACCCCGUGAAUAAUAACAGACCGAUGGCUGUCACGCAGUUCUAAUUGACCAUGAAAAAAAUCCUAAAUUUCAUCAUCAUCAUCAUCAUCAUCAUCAUCAUCAACAUCACCAUUAUUAUUAUCAUUAUUGCAAUAUUUAUAGUCGUUCAAAAGCUCAAUAAUACUGUUUCUUGUUCACGUGUCUUUAUUUUCAGGUUACAGCUGGGACAUUGGACGCCUUUUCCUAUGUUCAAUGGCCUGAAGCUCUUCUCCAACUCAGUAACUAUGCCAAAUUCGUUCAACUGAAUCUGGUUCAGAUCGCUCCCAUUCACUGCUUCAGGGAACGUCUGAAAAUGAACGCCUAUGUCGGUCUUGCAGUAACUGUGGCAGUGAAUGUAGGAGUCAUUAUACUGGCAUUUACGUAUUUCCACUUCCGGAAAAUCAUGAUAAGGUAUGACCAUGGUUGACUCUAGUUCAAACCAGAAGAAUUCGCCUUGAUCAAAAACUGUUUAGAAACCUAACGUGCAUGCAUUAACUGUGCAUGACGUUUCCUUUUUUCAAUAGAAAAGAGACACUACAAUAAUUUGUUUCUUUUAUCAUGAGUUCACGACGACAAUGGUAAUGACUGAAAAUCGUGAUGAUGAUGAAAAUUAUAGCUGUGAUAACUAUAUACAGUCUGUAGUGAGAGCAAGUGAAGACAGUAGUAACAGUGAUGAUGGGAAAUGGUUUUCUGAUGAUAAAAUAAUUCUCCGGACGAUGACAGUAAUUUUACCGGUAAAGAUAAUGAUUUCAAAUGGAAAACAAACAGACACUUGCUGGUGCUUCAAAUUUAGGUUUCUCUGUGUAAUAUUUUUAUCGUCCAUUUUCUGUUGCUCACUGAGGCUCAACAACGACACGUCGGCUGAGGAGAAGGCUCGAGCAAUUUCUUUGAGUAAAGUGCGCUGUUAUCGCAGCGCCUUCCUGGUCAUGUUUAUUACGUUUCCAGAAGUCAGUUCAAGGAUUCUUCGGAUGCUCCCCCCUGCAUGUCACAAAAUCUGCCAGGUAUGAAUACUAGUAGCUCGAAGAAUUAGUCAGUAUGCAUAUCACGCGUUUGGGUCCACAAAAGCAUCUUUCUAACACAAAGCCUACUGUAAAUCGGAAUUUGGUAAAUUUGAGGAACUGUGUACUGUUAAAAACUUUAUUAAUCGGAGUUAGCAAUGCCUCCAAACUGCAUACUUUCAGUAGCUUAUGCUUAGUAACUUAUGAGGUUAAGUUAAAAACAAUGGAAAAUUCUAGAACAGUCACAGGUUAAAAGUGGUCGCGGUCGCCUAAAGUCUCUUCCGAAGGGUUUAACUGAAGUGAUUUCGCUGGGAGAAUUUUGUUGUUUUGGAUAGGUGGUCGCUUAUGGGAGGUGGUCGCACAUGGAGGCUCGACUGUAGCAAGAGUGACUUUGCUAAGUUAAAAAGAGACUGCUUGUCUGUAGGCAUUAACUAAUAAACUGUUAUUGGAACUCAGGAUAUAGAUAUGAAAAACUGUACCUACUACCUCAAGAUGGAUUACAGCUUAAAGUGCUUCGAUAAGACUUACAACAAAUACGUGACUGCAGCCUAUGUGGGUUCUAUUUACCCAGUGCUCUUUCCUCUGUUCAUUGUGGUGGUGCUGUAUUUCCUCUACUACCGCCGUCAUAUCAAAAACAGCGCCCUCAACCCACAACCAAAGCGGUUUGAGAUUGUAGAAGGCAUGCGCUUUAUCUAUGAGAACUACAACGAGCGCUGCUGGUACUGGGAAAUAGUGGAGACGAUCAGAAAGUUGAUUCUUACUUCCUGCUUAUCGCUAAUCGGCGCUGAAGGACGAACCUACAUUGGAAUGGCGGCAAUGGCUUCUGGGUUUUAUGCCGUCGCGCAUGCACAGGCUCGUCCAAUCCCCGACAAGUUUGAGCAUUUGUUGCAACUGUCAUCGCUGGUGGCAACUUUUUUCAAUCUGAGUGUGGGCGUCCUGUUACGAAUUCCUUCUGAAAUGGUCAACUUUUCUAUCGAAAAGGACAAAGAUUCUGUUGGAGUUACUGUGCUGCUGGUAACAGCCAAUGUCAUGGUGAUAGGGCUGGUAGUGAGUGAGUACUUAAGGGUAUUAUAUAUGUUUAAGCAGAUUAUUGCAACAACUAUAUAUGUGCCUUUUUUGCUUUUAUCGUUUGUCGUACUUAUGUUAACAUUUUUUCAGUCCUUUCAGUGUUUUCUUGAAAAUUGGUCCUUGUGGUUCGUUCAGAACAUUAAGGUUAAGAUUAAGACACUUGGUCGUGUUCUAAGGCACAUAUAAACACUAUUUUACACAACUUGUUUAAGAAGACAAAUGAAAGCAAUGAUUUCCCUACCAUUCCACUGUUAGGUAUAACUUCGUUUUUACGGCAAACAGCACAGGUAACCAUGCGACACAAAUGAAUCAGGCAACGGAAUGUUCUUAAAACAAACAAAUUAAACUUGAGGAAAUGGCGAAGAGUCCACGGAUAUUCGGAGAGAAAUGGUUGCGGAAAACACCAAAUUAUUACCCGAUGAAUGGCAACGGAUUGUUGAAGAAUAAAACUAAACCGUUCAGACUCUAAACCUCGAAAAAAGGGUAAGGAGUUAUGCAGAUUGAGAAGGCUGUUUCCCUCGAUGUACAAACUUGUUAAUAUAAGUAAUCCGAAUUUAAUAAUUCAAACUGAAUUAAGUUAAACUGUUAAGAAAGUCCUCAAUGUUAGUUUUCUCUUUUCAUUUCUUAGUCCGUUAUCUCUAUACGUUAAGUUGGAGUCUGUACAAUGUCCACAAGAACCCACAGUGUAACUGGGAGUGCUGUGUCGGUGUUAUCCUGUUGGCUCAUAACACCAGAGCAAAUGUCACUGAGGAGAUAGGUGAUCAAAGUAUGGAAAGGAACCAGGUCCAAGGAGACGAUCUUGAGGUUUGUUUCAUUUUGUUUGUUAGCCAUGAUCAUAAGCAAGGCCUAAUUGAAAGCAUUAACACCCGCGGGUUGAUAAUUUUAUGUACCAACCUGCUGCACGCUGCAAAGGACCCAGUAACCAGACGGUGACGUGUAAGAAAAUAAAGCCUUACUGUACGUAUAUGUACUAACAGUGUUAAAAUUUUGUUAAUAGGUUCGCACUAUAGGAGGCUCAGUCAAUGACGAGGAAUUUACAGAAUUAGGGGUGGAAAAUGCCGGCGCAGAUGACAUGUUUACAGACGAACUACAAAAAGAAACCGAUGAAGUUUAUGGGCGUGGUAUCUUUAGUGCAUCACAAACAUCUGGGGCACUAAGGAGACCAAGGAGGAGAACACAUCAUUUCCCCGAGCAUGACCCAAAAUGCGCUGAAACACACUAUGUCAAAAAGGCUGAAUUUUCUUUGGAAACCAAAGAAACCCCCCAAGGUUUUAGUGUCUCGUCAGAAACCCCGACACGAGAUCCGAGUGUCGAUGUUGAGGUGAUGAUCAAGGAAAUUCUUGGAGAGAACAUGGUUGAGAUUCAUGGUCCGAACAGGGACAAAAGUACUAAGAAGAAACCAAACAUCUUAGCGAACGUAGACGCAGAUCCUGAGAGGUCUAACCAAGCUGUGGAUACGAGCGAUGAUGAAGAAACUGACUUUUAA
Messenger RNA from Porites evermanni, 13220 nucleotides. Lineage: Eukaryota; Metazoa; Cnidaria; Anthozoa; Scleractinia; Poritidae. The record is from the annotation of a GenBank genome assembly.